Messenger RNA from Drosophila santomea, 1851 nucleotides. It is a transcript of the gene Acph-1, whose product is annotated as prostatic acid phosphatase. The transcript is spliced from 6 exons. Gene Ontology annotation, biological process: dephosphorylation. Gene Ontology annotation, molecular function: phosphatase activity. Lineage: Eukaryota; Metazoa; Arthropoda; Insecta; Diptera; Drosophilidae. The record is from RefSeq and is a predicted model, not a curated record. The coding region runs from base 178 to 1494 and encodes 438 amino acids.
UCGAGACAACAAAGCUUUGUGUGGUUAUCAAACUUGUCCCCAAAAUUAUAAACAAGGAAAUCUGAAAUUUGGUAAACUUCAGACUGCCAGCUGUAUAUAUGCAAACGCCGUACGACCAGAUCGCCAGUUAUACGGUCGAGUCGCUGUGGUUCACUUGUAGCAAGUGUGGCUCUGAAAAUGUGGAACCACCCAAGCCAGCGCUGCCUCAUCUUGGUCUGCGUAAUAUGUGUGCUGUCUUUCGGGCUGGCCAAUGCGCUCCACGGCUAUGCUAAUGCUGAAGGUCACCCAGUGCAGAUCUCGGCCACAUUGCCAGGCCAGCUGAAGUUUGUGCAUGUCAUAUAUCGCCACGGCGACAGAACGCCCGUAGAUCCCUAUCCCACUGACCCCUGGGGCGACAGGAAGUUCUGGUCCACCGGCUGGGGACAAUUGACUAAUUUGGGCAAGCAAGAGCACUACGAGCUGGGCAAAUGGCUAAGGAAUCGUUAUUCAAGCCUCCUUCCGCCUCUAUACUCCAACGAGAAUAUCUACGUUCAGUCCACCGACGUGGAUCGCACCCUCAUGAGUGCCCAGUCAAAUUUGGCUGGUCUCUUCGAGCCGCAGGGUGAAGACAUCUGGAACACGGACAUCAGCUGGCAACCCAUACCCGUUCACACCAUUCCCGAGAAGGAUGAUCCCAUAGUGGCCGCUAAGGCACCUUGUCCCGCCUAUGACUACGAGCUGGCCAGUCUGGAAUCAUCGCCAGAAUUCAAGGCCUUGACCGAAAAGCACCGAGAUCUUUUUGCCUAUUUGAGCGCAAAAGGCGGACGACCUGUGAAGACCUUCGUAGAUGCGCAGUAUUUGAAUAACACCUUGUUCAUUGAGAGUCUCUACAACAUGACACUGCCGAGAUGGACCGAAAAGGUUUAUGGGAAAGAGGAGCUCACGUAUGUAGCAAAUUUCGCUUUUGCCAUCAGCUCUUAUACCCGAAAGCUGGCGAGACUGAAGGCGGGACCUUUGCUGAAGGACAUAUUCAAGCGGUUUAAAGAGAAAGCCUCUGGACACCUAAAUCCAGAUCGUUCGAUGUGGGUCUACAGUGCUCAUGACACCACGGUAGCCAGUGUUUUGAAUGCGCUAAAAUUGUUCGAGCUGCACAGCCCUCCUUACACGGCGUGCAUUAUGAUGGAGCUGCGUGUGGAUGAGACCAACACCCCAUUGGUGUCUAUUUUCUACAAGAAUACCACAGCCGAACCCCUGCCUCUGGACAUACCUGGUUGUGGACCUUCCUGUCCGCUGGCGAAACUGAAGAAAAUUUACCAGGAUGUUCUGCCCGUAGAUUGGGAGCGCGAGUGCAAGGUGUCCACUAUGAUGAUGACUUAUGAGGAGGCCAAUCUUGGAACUGCGACGGGCAUUCUCAUUUUAAUCGUUAUUGCGCUGCUGUUCGCCAGUUACGGCCUCAUGAUCUACUACCGACGGCGCAACUACAAGCUGUAUACCUCGUACUCUCAAAUGGCUUAGCUUCGAUACCUAUGCCAUGCAGUGAAAGACCCUACCAAAAUCUGAAUUAAGAGCCUAACACGCUCUCUAGUUGCCAACGUGAUUUGAUGUUAUUGGUGUUCGCUAUGUUGAUUUUAAGUGGAAGUCAGUGGAGUCUCAGGCCUGGUUACUACUUAGUUAAAGCGUGCAUUUCACACAAAGUCUGUUUGUAUUGAUUAGUUUUGUUAGUUUAAGUUUGAGCAUUUGUUAAACACAAGUUCGAUAGCAUUUAAUGGAAUAAUAACUGGUUUUGUUGUUAUUCAGUGAAAGAUAUGGAAUAUGAAGACUGUGAAUAGCGAUCUUGAAGUUGCAUACAUAUAUACAUAACAUAUUUAUACA